UGGCUCGAGCAUGAUCCACUCCCGCACGCAUGAUGCUCAUGCGGUGGUCAUAAGCCUUCACCGCGAGCCAGAACUUGCAUGUGGGAAGGAUGCAGCGCUUGACAUGUGCGGGGAGAAGCCUGAGGCUGGGCCCAGGAAGGGCGACAAGGAUACGCAGGGCUUGAUGGUCAUUGACCUGGCGCUGGAGCUGCAUCGGCGUGCCAAGGUCUUUGCGAUGGCGGGUGACACGAUAAGGGCGAAGGCGCUCGUAGAAAGUAGCAUCGACCAGCUGGUCACCGCCAAGGGCCUCAUGCCGCGGGGUCGGAUCCUCCAACUGCUGGAGUCCCUCCUGGAGGUCUGGCACACCGAAGGCAUCGUGCUGGCUGAGGACAGCGACAUCGUGUCAGACCUGGAGCGCUGCGUUUCAGAGGCACUUCGGAAGGUCGCAAAAGCUCCUGUAGUCGCCGCAGUGGCCGCCAAGCUUGUGCUUGGAGGUUGCGGCGCGACUCCCAGCACGGCUUCCGAGAGCACAUCCGCGCGAGGCGACUGCAUCGCGCUGGACCCAAGGAGCGGGGGCCUGCUGAAUGCCGCGGCCGCCGCGGCGAAUGCGCGCAUCGUCGACAUCGAUGAUGCCUGCAGUGGAGUCGACUGGGGAGAAGGUAGCAGCCACAUCAGCUCCCAUCAGCCCACGCCCUUGGCAUCGCCCCGCACCCGAAGUCCACCCUCCGAGUUGGAGGUGGCCACAGAGCCGGCACUUCACUUGCCCAACAGCGAGAUGCGCAUGGCCGAGUACAAAGCGCCGGAUGAGCCCCUGAUCGAAAAGACAGGAGGCACUUUAGAACUGGUCAACGGAGCGCUGCAAGGAAACACCGCCACCUCCGAGCUGCUUCUGCCGGCCAUGAAGGUAGCGGUGCCGGAGCCCGUGCCCAAGCCGCGCUGCCUGAGCUUUUGCGGCUGGAAGCCGCGCUAUCGAACCUCAGAGCCCUCCAAGACGCGGUGUCAGCUCCGCCUGGCCCGAGACUUCCACCGCGGGGACCUGCUGGGCGCGGGGAGCUACGGUUGUGUCUUUGCAGCGCGGCGAAAGACAACUGGUGAGAUUGUGGCUGUGAAGGAGAUGCUCUUGGACCGAAAUGGCAAGAGCAAGGAAGAGCGAAGCGAGCGGCUGGUGCGACUGACCAGAGAACUGAGACUCUGCGAGCAGCUGGAGCAUCCGUUCAUCGUGAGCUACUACGGCCACGAAUUUGUCAUGGGCGCCCAGGGCGGACCUGAGAAGCUGCAUCUCUUCUUGGAGUACUGUAGCGGCGGCAGCCUCGCAGCGCAGCUGCGCACCUAUGGGCCAGUGAGCGAAGAGCUUUUGAGGAAGUACACGCAGCAGCUCGUGAGCGGGCUGGUGUACCUUCACUCGCGCAAUCCCCCGGUAGUUCAUCGUGACCUGAAAUGCGCUAACGUGCUUUUGACACACAGUGGAGAUGUGAAGAUCGCAGAUUUCGGCUGCUCCAAGUGGGUACAGCCAGGGGAGGCCGUUCUGGAGAACUCCGUGGCCGGCUCGAUCUUUUGGAUGGCGCCAGAGCUUUUUCGAGGCCGUGGAAAGCUGACCACGUCCUCAGAUAUCUGGUCCUUGGGCUGCUGUGUCUUGGAGAUGGCCACGGGCCACGCUCCCUGGGCCGAGCGCAGGUUCGACAACAUCCUCCAGGCCUGCCACGUGAUCGCAAACAGCGAGGAGCUGCCGGCGAUUCCUGCGGAGCUGUCGCAGCAGGCCACCAACCUCAUCCGCAACUGUUUGAAGCGGAACGCGCCAGAACGGCCAACAGCAGCCGAGCUGAACAAGAGCAAAAUGCUGAGCACUUGAGUCAAGACGACCCAUUGGUGAAUCA
Molecule: messenger RNA, 1853 nt
Organism: Effrenium voratum
Lineage: Eukaryota; Dinophyceae; Suessiales; Symbiodiniaceae
Source: the annotation of a GenBank genome assembly